This is a messenger RNA of Lycium barbarum (goji berry), 2935 nucleotides long. RefSeq lists its product as uncharacterized. The transcript has 4 exons. The annotation marks the transcript as partial. The record is from RefSeq and is a predicted model, not a curated record. Lineage: Eukaryota; Viridiplantae; Streptophyta; Magnoliopsida; Solanales; Solanaceae. Gene Ontology annotation, molecular function: nucleic acid binding; zinc ion binding.
CAACUCACAAAAUCAAGAACACCCAAAAAAAAAGGGUUUCGGCCGAGAGCUAGAGAGAAAGAAAAGGAAAAAUCCCAAGCUUGUGUGGUGGUUCAAUAAUCUUGUUCUUUACAUAUUUGUGAAGUACUCAAGGCCCUCUUCAACGGGGUAUAAUUAGUUUGGCACGAGGACGACGUUUUCGACAAGUCGGGGUUUCAAGAAAGAUUUUUGACGAAACGGGACGAGACAUUUGGAAGAGCUUACGACGUCUGUGAGGUGCAGAUUCCGGUGAUCUUCCGCAGUAGGCUUCACCUUUUGCUUUCUCGGAGUACUCUUACUUGAUCCGGAGUCCACUCUUGUGAUGCCUCCGAAGAAGGCAACGGCGGCCCAGAAGGGCAAGGCGAGGGUUGGAGAGACUAGCCAGGCACAGCGAGCUACCCGGGCUCGUGUUUAUGAUUUGCCUGAGGACGUGCCACAGUCUGAGGGGUCUGCCACACCCCCACCAGUACAGCCUGGAGUAGGGCCAUCGGCAGCUCCAGAGGUUCGUGUACCCGCACCUGAGGCUCCAGCUCCUCAGCCAGGGGCGGAGGAUCGGACCCUGAGGGAGGCUGUGCAGUUACUGACUACGCUGGUGGCAGGACAGGCUCGCAGACGCGGGCGUAGGGACGACGAUGAUGAUGACAGACGGGACAGUCUGAGAGUUCGGGAGUUUUUGCUAUGUGGCCCUCCAGAGUUCUUCGGGUCUAAGCCCGACGAGGACCCCCACGACUUUAUUCGGGGGAUGCGACGCUCACUGGACUUGGUCAGGGCUUCUGAGACCGAGUCAGUUGAGCUAGCUUCACACAGGCUCCGAGAUGUGGCUACUCAUUGGUACGAGACUUGGGAGCUAUCUAGGGGAGAGGGUGCCCCUCCAGCCACUUGGGAUCAGUUUGUGACAGCAUUCACCCGCCACUUUUUGCCACCAGAGUUACGGCGGGCACGAGCUGAUCGAUUCUUGCGUCUGCAGCAGAGGGGUCGGAGUGUUCGCGAGUAUAGCCUUGAGUUUGAUUCUCUGGCCCGAUAUGCACCGGCCGUGGUAGCAGAUAUGUCCGAUCGGAUGCACCGCUAUGUUAUGGGAUUGGACCGGUAUUUGGUAGACAGCUGUAUGGCCGUGUCACUGCAGACAGACAUGGAUAUUUCCCGGCUUCAGGCCUAUGCGAUGGGUAUGGAGGACCGUCGCAGAUCUGAUCCUGCUGCCAGAGAUAGGGACAGGAGGCCGCCCAAGAGGGCUAGAUCUGCGGGUUAUUCAGGAGAUUCUCGAGGCGGACAGCCUCAGCAGCAGCAGCAGUCUGACAGAUAUUUUCCUCCUUCCGGCCGGGGUACUCAGACAGGCAGCCGGAGAUUCGACAGUACGGGACCUUCUGGGGCCGGUCAGAGCUCCAGAGUGGCAGGAUCGCAGGUAUCCAGGGGUCCCAGUCAGGCCAGACCACCUAGACCCCGUUGUCCACAUUGCGGGAAGUCUCAUCCCGGGGAGUGUUACCGAGCGACGGGAGCUUGUUUUUCUUGUGGCGGUCAGGGCCACUUUAUGAGAGACUGCCCAUUAGCCAGUGGUUCGGGUAAUGCGGCUCAGCAGACAGGGUCAGCCGCCGGUUCUUCCUCUGUUCCAUCUGUUGCACGCCCUGGAGGGCGGGGUAUUCCAGCACCGGCAGGGCGCGGUCGAGGCCGCGGUGGCGCUUCAGGUUCUAGCGGUCCCUCGAACCGCAUAUAUGCUUUGGCCAGCCGCCAGGAUCAGGAGGCUUCGCCAAACGUCGUCACAGGUACAUUACUGGUUUUCUCCAGAUCUGUAUAUGCAUUGAUUGACCCUGGCUCUACUUUAUCAUAUAUUUCCCCGCUCGUUGCUAGUAAGAUUGGGAUCGUGUCUGAGCCUAUAGAGCCAUUCGAGGUAGCUACGCCAGUUGGGGAUUUUAUUGUAGCGAGACAGAUCUAUAGGGAUUGUUCUGUGACCAUUUAUGAUCGUACCACUAAGGCUGAUUUGGUAGAGCUAGACAUGGUUGAGUUUGACGUCAUUAUGGGUAUGGACUGGUUGUCUUCCUGUUAUGCUAAUGUCGACUGCCAGAAAAAGGUAGUCCGUUUCCAGUUUCCGGGGGAACCAGUUAUAGAGUGGUUCGGAUCGACUGCAUCGCCGAGGGGUAAGUUUAUUUCAUACCUCAAGGCUAAGAAGAUGAUCCAGAAGGGUUAUAUCUAUCAUUUGGUCCGUGUGCACGAUACUGCAGCAGAGGUACCUACCCUUCAGUCUGUCCCGGUCGUCAGUGAGUUUCCAGAUGUUUUUCCUGAGGAGCUUCCUGGCCUUCCGCCUGAGCGGGAGAUUGAUUUUUCUAUCGAGUUGAUGCCGGAUACGCAGCCUAUAUCUAUUCCUCCGUAUAGGAUGGCACCAGCAGAGCUGAAGGAGUUGAAGGAGCAGCUGAAAGAUUUGCUGGAUAAGGGUUUUAUCAGACCCAGCACGUCACCCUGGGGAGCGCCGGUAUUAUUUGUCAAAAAGAAGGAUGGGUCGCUGCGGAUGUGUAUUGACUACCGGCAGCUGAAUAGGGUGACUAUUAAGAAUAAAUAUCCCCUUCCCCGGAUUGAUGACUUGUUUGACCAGCUGCAGGGUGCUAGACACUUUUCCAAAAUAGAUCUGCGCUCAGGCUAUCAUCAGGUGCGAGUACGGGAGUCCGAUAUCCCGAAGACUGCUUUCAGGACCCGGUACGGGCAUUAUGAGUUCAGAGUUAUGUCUUUCGGGCUGACUAAUGCUCCAGCAGUAUUUAUGGAUCUGAUGAACCGGGUAUUUCAGCCAUUCCUGGAUAUGUUUGUUAUUGUAUUUAUUGAUGAUAUUCUGAUUUACUCGCGAUCAGCCGAGGAGCAUUCAGAUCAUUUGAGGACGGUACUUGGCAUCCUCCGUCAGCAGAAGUUAUAUGUUAAAUUCUCUAAAUGUGAGUUC